Molecule: messenger RNA, 1632 nt
Organism: Strigops habroptila (Kakapo)
Lineage: Eukaryota; Metazoa; Chordata; Aves; Psittaciformes; Psittacidae
Product: UDP-glucuronosyltransferase 1-1-like
Exons: 2
Coding region: 1-1632 (543 amino acids)
Molecular function (GO): UDP-glycosyltransferase activity
Source: RefSeq, a predicted model, not a curated record
AUGCGCCCAGUAGUGGAGAAACUUCAGCAAAAUGGACAUGAAGUUGUUGUGGUUGUACCGUCAACAAGUUUGCAUAUGAAGCCAAAGGAGCCUCAGAAUUAUACAGUGAAAGUAUAUCCAAUGCCUUACCAAGAGGACCAUUUAGCUGCGGUGCUCAAAUCAUUCAUUGAUGCCCAUUUUAUUGAACAAUCUCUUUUGAAUAUCAUUAUUACAACGUACCAAAGCACCAUAGAAAUAUCCAAGUUGUUUUUCAGCAACUGUAAGAGCCUCUUGCACAACAAAGACAUGAUGCAGUAUCUGAGAGAGAGCAAAUUUGAGGUAGUUUUAUCGGAUCCAACUCAGAUGUGCGGACCCAUAAUUGCUGAGCUGCUUUCAAUUCCUUCCGUCUACUUUCUGCGGGGACUUCCUUGUGGUACGGAUUCUGAUGCCACCCAGUGCCCAAACCCUCUUUCCUACAUCCCCAGGCUCUUCAUCGGUAAUUCAGAUAACAUGAUAUUUACUCAACGUGUGAAGAACGUGCUGGUCCGUAUGCUGGAGUUGGUUUACUGUAAGCCUUUCUUUGCUCAAUUUGAAGAACUUGCAAGUGAGUUUUUCCAAAAGCGAGUGACAACUGUGGACCUUCUAAGCCGUGGAUCUGUUUGGCUGAUGAGAUAUGACUUUGUGUUUGAGUUCCCGAGACCAGUGAUGCCCAACAUGGUUUUUAUUGGAGGGAUAAACUGUAAUGAGAAGAAAAACCUCUCUCAGCUCUCUUGUGUGUGGGUUCCUAUCCAUCCAACCUGCAACAUGCUGGUGGCAGUGCUGCUCCUCUUCUUGUGCUGCCUGAGUCCUGCCACUGCUGGAAAGGUCCUGGUAAUCCCUAUGGAGGGCAGCCACUGGCUCAGUUUGAAGAAGGUGCUGACCGAGCUGAACAAGAAAGGGCAUGAAAUAGUUGUUAUGGCACCAGAGAGCAAAAUGCUGGUAGAUUCCUCGGGGACAUAUGAAAUGAAAACUUAUCCUGUACCUUUCAAAAAGGAAGAGAUUGAAGAAUCUUUGCACACCAUUAGUGAAACUGUUUUCAGCAACGAUCCUUUCCUGACCAGGUUUAUGAAUACUUGGAAUAACUUCAAAAAGGGCUCUGCUAUGCUUCAAACUGCCUGCCGUUUCUUACUGUACAACAAAGAGCUGAUGAAAUACAUUGAAGAAAGUAAAUUCGAUGUCAUCUUUACAGAUCCUCUGACACCCUGUGGACAGAUAAUUGCUUUGAACUUUUCUAUUCCUACUGUUUUCUUUUUGCGGGGCCUCCCAUGCGCUGUAGACAUUCAGGCUGCUCAUGCACCAGACCCACCAUCCUAUGUCCCACGCCUAUUCUCACAAAAUACAGACCACAUGACAUUCUCUCAGAGAGUGAAGAACUUCCUGAUAAGCCUUUCAGAGACUUUCACCUGCGAUAUGGUCUUUUCAGGAUUUGAAAGCCUGGCCUCAGACUUCCUCCAAAAGCCAAUGACAAUUAAGCAGCUUUUAAGUCAUGGAUCCGUUUGGCUGAAAAGAGCUGACUUUGUCUUUGACUAUCCCAUGCCUGUAAUGCCCAAUAUGAUUUUCAUUGGAGGCAUAAACUGUGAACAGAGGAAACCAGUAUCUCAGGUCGGUGACUGA